AUGUCAGUUCUUCGGUUAAUAUUCUUAUUUGUAUUCACUACUGGUCUACAACAUAAUCUAUUAACUACAUCUCGUCCCAAUUUUCUUAUUAUCGUUGCAGAUGAUCUUGGCUAUACAGAUAUUUCACCAUAUGGAUCUGAAAUAUCUACACCCCACCUCGAAUCUCUCGCAUUAUAUGGUGGAACUCUUUUUACCGAUUUUCAUACGGCCUCAGCAUGUUCUCCUACACGUUCGAUGUUGCUCAGUGGAACUGAUCAUCAUCUAGCUGGUAUCGGACAAAUGAGCCAUAUUUUACAACACUAUCCAGAAAUUUGGGAUGGAAAACAAGGAUAUGAAGGAUAUUUGAACAAUCGAGUUGUUGCUCUUCCCGAGAUCCUCAAAGACAUAGGUGGAUAUAGAACAAUGAUGACUGGAAAAUGGCAUUUAGGAUUGACAAAGAAGCAAUUUCCAUCGAAGCGAGGUUUCGAAAAAAGUUUUGCGCAGCUACGAGGUGCUGGCAAUCAUUUCAAUUAUGAAGUUAAAACAACAGAAGAAGAGACAAUAGUUGCCUUAAAGUCUUUGUUGUAUGUACGAAAUGACGAAUUUGUUAAUCAUACAACUUUGCCUAUGGACUAUUAUUCAUCAGAUUAUUUCACAUCAGAAUUAAUUCGAUUUCUCGAUGAAGAUGAUGAACGACCGUUUUUCGCCUAUCUGGCUUUUACUGCUCCACAUUGGCCUUUACAAGCGCCGAAUGAGUUGAUCAAGAAGUACAAAGGACGAUACAAUGCAGGACCAGAUGCAUUGCGUGCGGCUCGACUUGAAAGUCAACGGCGAUUAGGCUUGCUUCCUCCUGAUGUCGUCUCUGCAACGUUAUCGAUGAACGAGACAUCAUGGGCCGUGAUGUCCGACGAAGAACGAGCGUUCUCAGCGAAAACAAUGGAAAUCUACGCAGCCAUGGUAGACCGAAUGGAUUAUAAUAUCGGUCGUCUAGUCAACUAUCUCCAUCGAACGAAUCAAUUCAAUAAUACAUUUAUUCUUUUUAUGUCUGACAAUGGAGCAGAAGGAGCUGUUCUUGAGGCACUUCCGCUUCAAUCGAUUGAUCACAGUGUCGUAUAUUUUGAUAAUUCCUAUGAAAAUAUUGGUACAAAGACUUCCUAUAUUUGGUAUGGCCCACAAUGGGCACAUGCAACAAUGGCGCCAUAUCGGAUGACGAAAGGACACAUCACAGAGGGUGGAAUUCGAUGUCCGGCUAUUGUGUAUUAUAGUCCAUUGACGUUGACAUCGAGACGAGUAUCACAUGAAUUUUGUACUGUCAUGGAUAUUCUACCUACCAUACUCGAAUUAGCCGGUGUGGCACAUCCGGGCACAACAUUCCAAGGUCGACAAGUCUUUUUGCCUCGUGGAAAGUCUUGGAUGUCGCAUCUUCGCUGGCAUCGACCAAUUCAUGAUGCAUGUCAAGCUUUCACUGGUUGGGAACUUUUCGGUGAACGGGCAAUCCGUCGUGGAAAUUAUAAAGCUGUGUAUAUUGCCAAAGGACCACUUCCUAAGGAGACUAAAUGGGAGUUGUAUGAUUUGACGAAGGAUAAAGAUGAAUUGAAAGAUUUGGCAGAAGACAAACCGGAAGUGUUGAAGGAACUGAUUGAAUUAUGGUUCAAAUAUGAAAAUGAAACUGGUGUAAUUGUAGCACCGAAUCCCUAUGAACUUAGCUACAAAGAUCCUCAAACCAAGAAAUAG
This is a messenger RNA of Rotaria sordida, 1713 nucleotides long. Lineage: Eukaryota; Metazoa; Rotifera; Eurotatoria; Philodinida; Philodinidae. The record is from the annotation of a GenBank genome assembly.